This is a messenger RNA of Neocloeon triangulifer, 2354 nucleotides long. RefSeq names its product ubiquilin-1 (gene Ubqn). The transcript is spliced from 8 exons. Gene Ontology annotation, cellular component: cytosol. Gene Ontology annotation, molecular function: polyubiquitin modification-dependent protein binding. NCBI's taxonomy places the organism in Eukaryota, Metazoa, Arthropoda, Insecta, Ephemeroptera, Baetidae. Gene Ontology annotation, biological process: ubiquitin-dependent protein catabolic process. The record is from RefSeq and is a predicted model, not a curated record. The coding region runs from base 26 to 1738 and encodes 570 amino acids.
UCUACGAGUCAUCCAGCUGGUGAAAAUGGCGGAAGGACAAGACGGAUCCAAGAAAAUCACGCUAAAUGUCAAAACUACCAAGGAAAAACACACGGUUGAGGUCGAAGAAACAGCCUCCGUCAAAGACUUCAAGGAAGAGCUGGCGAAGAAAUUCAAUGCUCCACCCGAGCAGCUCUGUCUAAUCUUUGCUGGCAAGAUCAUGAAGGAUCACGACACGAUGCAGACCCACAACCUCAAGGAUGGACUGACUAUUCACUUGGUGGUCAAGUCUCCACCCACCAAUCAGUCAUCGUCGACAUCCUCGGCACCAAGGCCACCAGCUGACAUCAGUGCUACUCCAUUUGGUCUCGGCGGUAUGGGUGGCUUGGGAGGCCUCGAAGGUUUGGGGCUCGGCUCGCAGAACUUUGUCGAGCUGCAGCAGCGGAUGCAGCAGGAGCUGCUGUCCAACCCGGACGCUCUGCGCCGUCUGUACGACAACCCCCUUGUGCAGCGACUGAUGAACGACCCUGAGAACAUGCGCAACCUUAUCACGUCAAACCCGCAGAUGCAGGAGCUGAUGGAGCGCAACCCGGAAAUCACACACAUGCUGAACAACCCGGACCUGUUGAGGCAAACCAUGGAGUUAGCCCGUAACCCUUCCAUGCUGCAUGAGCUGAUGCGCAGUCAUGACCGCGCCAUGUCUAACCUCGAGUCCAUUCCAGGUGGUUACAAUGCCCUUCAAAGAAUGUACAGAGAAAUCCAAGAACCCAUGUUGAACGCCGCUAGUGAGAGUUUUGGUCGCAAUCCCUUUUCUGCAACAGGCGGCAACACUGGUGCUGCGAUCAACAAUCCUCAGCAAGGCCAGCUCAACAGGGACCCUCUUCCGAAUCCGUGGUCCCCAAAUUCUGGAACUCCCGGAGAGAACCCUGCAUCAGCUGGCACUGGAGGCCCGAGGCCAGCAGGUGGCCGCUCGAUCCCUGGACUGGGCAUGAUGAACUCGCCAGCUAUGCAGAGCAUGAUGCAGCAGAUGAUGGAGAACCCUCAGUUAAUGCAGAACAUGCUGAACGCGCCCUACACCCAGUCGGUGAUGAAUUCGAUGAUGUCGAACCCCGAGCUGGCUAAUCAGUUGAUGGCUAAUGCUGGUUUUCUCGGAGAUAAUCCAGCCAUGCAGGAACAAAUGCGGGCCAUGAUGCCGAACCUGCUGCAACAGAUGCAGAACCCCGAGAUGCAGUCGUUGAUGACGAACCCUCAAGCGCUGAACGCCAUCAUGCAGAUUCAGCAGGGCAUGGAAAACUUGCGGGCAGCUGCCCCGAGCUUUGCCACUGGCCUUGGUCUCCCUUCGAUGGACAACCCGCUGCUGGCCGGUUUGGGUGGCCUCGGAGGUGUGGCCUCGCCAGCCACGGCAAACAUCCCUUCUAACCCCACAAGUCCUGCUGCCGCAACGACCACCCCUGCAAGCACCGACGCACCCAACACAACCUCCAGCUCCACCGCACCCUCUGCCACCCCUGGCAUGCCUAGUUUAGCCAACAGCGACGUUUUCUCCCAGUUCAUGGCUCAGAUGAUAUCCACAAUGUCCACAAGAGACCCGACAAGCAAUGCUCCUCCUGAGGAAAGGUACCGAGCUCAAUUAGAACAGCUUACUUCCAUGGGAUUUGUUAACAGAGAGGCUAAUUUGCAAGCUCUUAUUGCUACUUUUGGAGACAUCAACGCAGCCGUGGAAAGGUUGCUGCAAAAUAGGCAGCCUUCACAAAGCUAACGACGUGGCUUUCUCAUUUCUGUACAAUAAUGUUUGUUGUAAAAUAUGAGCGAUUGUAAUACACGAGAACACACACAUAUAUUGAUGCCUAAUGUUAUGAUUUCAUUUAUAUAAUUACAAAGUUAUUGGUCGAGUUUGUGUUUCCAGUUUUUAUCCAUUGUGUCUUCGGUGGCUCCCAGGGAAAAUUUGUCCUUUGCUUUCUCUUGCAAAGUGCAACUUUUUGCUCCGAGGAGAGACGAACGGUGUGACACUAGUGCUCCAAUCACCAGUUUUUGGUGCCAGUACACUUAAAAAUAUAUCUUUAAUGCUAUUGUAAUGCAUUUUCAUCCAUUUCCAGUUUGCAUGUCUUGCAGAUAAUUAAAAUCAAUGUUGUAAGCAGAGUUUAUUUGCACUUGCAAACACAAAAGCUUCUCGAUUCUCAUUUCAUCUUGUGUAGCUAAAUUCUACCUACCGAUGAGCAAAUCAGAAUCACACCACCAUUUAGAAUGUGUAUUGAGAAUUAUUAUUACUACAAACACUUAAAUAGGCCUGUCUGUUAUAAGCUGGCGGGAGAUACUCCUAAUUCCCUGACUGCUGUUUUUAUUCAUCUUCAAUAAAGAAAUUGAGACAUACAUUA